This is a messenger RNA of Gigantopelta aegis, 2170 nucleotides long. RefSeq lists its product as uncharacterized. Gene Ontology annotation, molecular function: protein binding. The transcript has 3 exons. The record is from RefSeq and is a predicted model, not a curated record. NCBI's taxonomy places the organism in Eukaryota, Metazoa, Mollusca, Gastropoda, Neomphalida, Peltospiridae. The coding region runs from base 86 to 1681 and encodes 531 amino acids.
CAAAAUGACGUCAGUGGAUUGUGGACGGCCCCACAGAGCGGUCCGGGGUUUGGUACAAUAUUGAGCAUUGUUGUGCGUGUAUCUUAUGUCUUUUAAAGGACGUACACCAUACAAACGGGGGAACAUGCUUAUUUACAUAAAUGAUCUAAAUGAUGAAAUUACGUCGUCGGAUUUCUUCGACGUUUUUAAAAGAAAUAGUGUGCGGCAGGUAAAACUAAUGCUCGAGGCUGGAUAUGACGUCAAUGCCAGAAAUAUAAAAAUGGAAACUCCCCUUAUGGCUUGCGUCAAACACUGCCAUGAUCCUGUAUGUCGGGCCGGGCUUGUAAAGCUACUGUUUGACGCGGGGGCCGAUAUCAACUUACGCAAUGGACGAGGCCAAUCUGUGCUUAUGUACAGCUGCGUACUGAACCAGCUGGACACGGUUAUAACAAUGCUUCAAAAGGAAAACCUUGAUGUCAAUCAAUGCGAUGAUGAUGGAAACACCGCCCUGAUGUACGCAUGUAAUCUAGGAUUUCCGGAAAUUGUAGCUACCUUCCUGGAAGCGCACCGACUACAGCAGCAUACUUUGGACCUGAAGAAACAAAACUACGAUGGAUUCACAGCGCUGGACCACGCAGCCGAUUCUCGCCACUUCAACAUAGUGAGACUUUUCUGUCAGUUUAUGAAAGUACCCGAAGCAUACUUAAGAUCUGACGCUAAUGCGGUUGGCGAUACAAUUAACCAAAGAAGCGUGACGUCAUCGGUGAUCAACACGCCGCAAAUCAAUGACAGGAUACUGCGAUAUAUAAAGGAUGUUCGAGACCCACCAAUGGACAAACAAAACACGUCCUUGGAGAAAAGAGAUGAGUUGUCCUUACCAGCGCAGGUGUCUGGCAGUGUCUGUCAACCAAAAAACGCGAGCGAUUUUAGUUUAUCACAUUUAGGUGAUCAACCAGAUGGAAUACCAGACCGUGUUACAGGCAUCACAAACGCAUACGAAAACAGCCAAGAAUACUCUGAUAAGAAAAUACACCAAAAAGCAUCUGCAUGGUUGAAGCGGGAAAAGAAUGGGCAAAUGCCAAUGUCAAAAUCAGUCGUCUCAGACGAGAAUAGGUGGAAUCGUACGCACCUGAAGGAGUCGUCAUCGUGCCUGGAGAGUAAACCGGACUACAACGGCAAGGACUCGCGGAAGGGUAAAUCUACGAAACAAAGAGACACUUUUCAAAGUAAUAAUAAAUUUGCUGGCUGGCUUCGAACGUAUAGUUCAAAUAAUAACAGUCAAAAUUGCAAGAGCCCACCAAUAAUUACGUUCACUAACCAAAAUGAAGACCAAAAGAAUUCAUCUAUGAACUGUAAUUGUCUUUCAAGGCCUAGUAGUACUGAUUUAAAACUUGGAUUAGGGUCAUCUAACUCAGCUAUUCACCUAGAUGAAAUCAAAUUACCAACUUACCAGGACCCGGUUUCAAGACCACCAACUCCAUACCCUGCUAUGCUAUGUUCCCCGUACAGUGAACGCAAAGGGAUUGCAUUUCUUCUUCAAGGUACUUCUAUGGAACACUGGAACGGCGACAGAGCAGACCACAUCAACGAUGAUGUUAAAACCUCUUACAGAUUACCCAAGGCAACCACGUCGAACACGAAUCAAAUAUCAGUUCAUGGAAAGCCACUUCCUAAAAUAUCAAAUAAAAACAAUGCACGCUAAGCAAAGAAAAAUAUCUUUAAAUAGUAUAUCUUUCGGCAAUCUAAAUAAUAUAUAUCCUUCGGCAAUCUAAAUUUUAACUGAAAAUCAUGUAUGGUUUUGAAUUGUUUAUGAAUGGACAGAAUAUAUUGGCUGUUUUAAAGUUUUAGUUGCUUAAAAAGCUCACUGUAAGGUUUGUAAUAAAUUUACUCAAUAGGAUUUUACCUGCAAAGGUGGUUAAAAUGGAUUUUGAAUAUCGAUAUUUGAAAAAGUGUUACUGUUUAAUAUACUUCCACGACAAAUCAUGAGGAAUGUUUGUCUUUCUUACACCAUGUUGAGUUAGUUUAAUAAACAGGGUAAAAUGAUAUAUAUUAUAUGUGAUGUUUUAUAGAAACGGCAAACUCCAUUAAUUUAUAUAGGCCUAACUUGCCAUUUAUUAAAAAAUUAACCUGUCGUAUACAUAUAUAAAUUGAUAUAAAUCAAUAAACUGAAAUAAAACAGAUUUGUAUUUAA